Amorphotheca resinae ATCC 22711 is the source of this 591-nucleotide messenger RNA. RefSeq lists its product as hypothetical. Bases 1 to 591 code for a protein of 196 amino acids. NCBI's taxonomy places the organism in Eukaryota, Fungi, Ascomycota, Leotiomycetes, Helotiales, Amorphothecaceae. The transcript is spliced from 3 exons. The record is from RefSeq and is a predicted model, not a curated record.
AUGCCUGUUCGAAUACACGAAACUGCUCAGAUUGCACUUGGGGAGAUCCUCGUGUAUAUGAAACAGACGAAUUUCAUUUCAUAUGACCAGUUGCAUCUACUAGCUGGUGUGGUGAGCGGCGCCACCUAUACUGGCUUUGUUGGCCCAUAUGCGGGAACUGUCAAAGAGCCCGAUGCCCUUGUACGUGUGAGACGACGACCACAACUUUGGCCCAUCUGGGUCGCUGAGGUUGGCUGGUCGGAGAGCAGGCCUUCAUUAGAUCGCGACAUUGAUAUAUGGUUAAGAGGGACCGACUAUAUGGUGCUUCUAACCAUACUGCUAAAAUAUGACCUGCGAAUGAGUUCAACAAUCGCGGGUUAUAUUAUCUUUUAUACUCAGAAUGGGACUAGAAUCAACAGGAGGGAAAUCUUCCCUGCACCGCCCAAUCCCAUCGAUGACCAGAUCACCUUCACAAGAGAAGAACUCUUUGGGGACUCUCUGACCCUCGAACCAGGGCAAGCCCCUGGAGAUACCUACACCAUUGAUGUAUCGGUUUUCCGAUCCUUCGCUACUGAAUAUGCAGAACUGAUGGGUUUAACACCUGUCACUUAA